AUGGCUGUCGAUUCUACUCCAGCCCCCAAGUCAGCUCAGAGACAGAAGCUCAAGUCUUUCGAGCAGCGUCCUCCGAGGCAAUACGACUUCAAGGAAGACCAUGUUGUGGUUACCUACGAUACUCUCCUUAAGAGCAGCAGGAUCAAGCUGCCAGAGAUCACGAAGCCUGAAGACGUGAACAAAACAGAUGAUCUGAACUACUGUGUAUACCAUAGAUUUUUUGGUCAUCAUACCUCCAAGUGCUAUAUCCUUAAGGAUAAGCUACAAGCUCUAUACGACGUGGGAGUCCUAAAGAAGGAAAAGGUGCAAAAGAAGGUGACUACAAACAUGGUCAUGCAAAGAAAGCUUGCAUAUGAGGUCACAGCAGUAGUUCGAAUAUUUGGAAAUUCUAAUCCCGCUGAAGUUAGGGCAACUUUAUAUGUUCAAGCACCAAAUGGUCGGGAACAAUAUAUUGGCAUUGCUAAGUUGCAGUCAUCAGAUAAGGAUUGGGCACAAUUACAGGGAAAAUUUAUGAUUAAUGGUGUUGUUUCAAAGGCUUUCAUAUUUCUGGAAGGGCCUCCACCCGGUACUGAUAUUCUUCUGAAUAGUUUGGUUGUUAAACAUGCACAAAAGAACCAACCACCAUCUCCACCCGAUACAGAGAAUGUUCUUUAUGGGGUCAAUAUAAUCACAAACAGUGAUCUCAGCGAUGGCCUAAAUGGGUGGUUCCCUCUUGGUCCAUGCAAUCUAAGUGUUGCUUAUGGAUCACCUCAUGUUCUUCCUCCAAUGGCAAGAGAUUCUCUUGGCACACAUGAGCCAUUAAAUGGAAACUACAUUCUUGUGACAAACCGAACUCAAUCUUGGAUGGGCCCUGCUCAAACCAUCACUGACAAAUUGAAGCUAAAUGUAACAUACCAAGUGUCUGCUUGGGUUCGAGUCAGUUCUGCAGCAAAUGGUUCUCAGAAUCUCAAUGUGGCUCUUGGUGUUGAUAGCCAGUGGGUCAAUGGGGGACAAGUUGAAGCUAAAGAUGAAAGGUGGUAUGAAAUUGGAGGAGCAUUCAGAAUUGAGGAGCAACCGAAAAGAGUUAUUGUUUAUGUUCAAGGUGCCUCACCAGGUGUUGAUGUAAUGCUUGCCGGGCUUCAAAUAUUUCCUGUUGACAGGAAAGCAAGAUUCAGACAUCUUAAACAUCAAACUGACAAGGUACGAAAGCGAGAUGUUACCAUUAAAAUUUCAGGAUCAGGCACCGAGAGCCUUCUUGGAACAUUCGUCAAAGUCAGACAGAUCAAGAACAGUUUCCCCUUUGGAUCAUGCAUUAUGCGGACGAAUAUGGAUAAUGAAGAUUUUGUUGAUUUCUUCACCAAAAAUUUCAACUGGGGGGUGUUUGGGAACGAGCUAAAAUGGUAUUGGACAGAAGCACAGCGAGGAAACUUAAACUACACUGACGCUGAUGAACUCGUAGACUUGUGCAAGAAAAAUGGGAUGGAAGUUAGAGGCCACUGUAUCUUUUGGGAAGUAGAUGGCACUGUGCAAUCUUGGAUCAAAUCCCUGAACAAGAAUGAUCUGAUGUCAGCAGUUCAGAACCGGCUUAAUAGUCUUCUAUCAAGGUACAAAGGCAAAUUCAAACAUUACGAUGUCAACAAUGAGAUGCUUCAUGGAUCCUUUUAUCAAGAUAGACUAGGAAAAGAUAUUCGAGCUUCUAUGUUUAAAACUGCACAUCAAUUAGAUCCUGAUGCUACCCUGUUUGUUAACGACUACCAUGUUGAAGAUGGAACUGAUCCUCGCGCAGCACCUGAGAAAUAUAUCGAGCAUAUAAUUGGAUUACAAGAACAAGGAGCACCUGUUGGAGGGAUUGGAAUACAAGGGCAUAUUGAUUAUCCUGUAGGCCCAAUUGUAUGCUCAGCAUUGGAUAAGUUAGGCGUUUUAGGACUUCCUAUUUGGUUUACUGAACUGGACGUAGGAGCAGAGAAUGAGUUUGUUCGAGCUGAGGAUUUGGAGGUUAUGCUUCGAGAAGCUUAUGCUCACCCUGCAGUUGAGGGAAUAAUGCUUUGGGGAUUCUGGGAGUUGUACGUGAGGAAUAACGGUCACUUGGUUAAUGCUGAAGGUGAUCUUAAUGAAGCUGGGAAUAGGUACUUGGCUCUCAAGAGAGAAUGGAUGUCUCAUUGUAAUGGGUAUGUUGAUGAGAACUGCGAGUUAAAGUUUAGAGGCUUUCAUGGUGAUUAUACCAUUGAAGUUGUUAGCUUAACGAAGAAAUUCUCUCGAACCUUCACCGUGGAGAGAGGGGAUGCUCCUCUGGUGGUGAAUAUAAACUUGUGAAAGGUACAUGGUUUCUUAUAAGCUUUACAGAAUAAUGGGGGCCGUUGCUGAUAAUUUGUUUCAUGUUGUGUACUAAUCUUCUCUUGGCCACAAUGCAUUAUGGUCUGGUGUAAGAAAUAAACAUGGAAUGUUAUAUUUUCUCUUGUAAAUUGUCUUAUAAAAAUAUGAUGCUGUUGGUUGUAUAAAACUAAGUUUGAAAAUUGAGACGAUUAUGUUUUUUUU
This is a messenger RNA of Asparagus officinalis (garden asparagus), 2514 nucleotides long. Its product is annotated as endo-1,4-beta-xylanase A-like. Gene Ontology annotation, molecular function: hydrolase activity, hydrolyzing O-glycosyl compounds. The record is from RefSeq and is a predicted model, not a curated record. Lineage: Eukaryota; Viridiplantae; Streptophyta; Magnoliopsida; Asparagales; Asparagaceae. The transcript has 5 exons. The coding region runs from base 1 to 2292 and encodes 763 amino acids. Gene Ontology annotation, biological process: carbohydrate metabolic process.